Molecule: messenger RNA, 800 nt
Organism: Paramacrobiotus metropolitanus
Lineage: Eukaryota; Metazoa; Tardigrada; Eutardigrada; Parachela; Macrobiotidae
Exons: 3
Coding region: 15-800 (261 amino acids)
Source: RefSeq, a predicted model, not a curated record
UACGACGUAUCAAGAUGAUGUGCCAGCUUUUUCUAUCCUCUUCGCUCAUCGCUGUCAUGACAAUUAGUCUUGUGGCAGCACAGCUUACUAGCAGUAAUACCUACAAAACACAAUGCAAGCAGAGUAAACCUAGCGGAUAUGCCUGGGAUAGUCCAGCGAGUUUAGGUAUCUGGUAUCAGUACAUGUACGGACCAAAAAACAUUCCCUUAGUCAACCUUACCAAUCCGGUAGAAGAAAAUCGCGGAAUUGGAUGGAGACGUGAUUCGGAUCAGAUGGUGUAUGUACAGUCUUUCCACGUCACUGCUCGCCAAGACACUCCACCGUACAACUGCUGGGCGGCUUAUGGAACACAAAACACCAGUUGUAACGGAUUCUGUAUAGCAUUCGGAUAUUUUGGUGGUUUGGGCACCGGCGAAGAAGGAUCCAAUCGAAAUUUCUACAAGCUGUACCUGGAUCCGAAUUUUGUGUACAUUAGAUCUUACUGUUUCACGGCUAACGACACCCUAACCGCGGAGACUUGCGACUUGCCGGGAAUUUCUGUGUGGACAAGAAAGAUGCCGAAGGAUAUCACACCGCUAGAGGACAAGAUCAUUCGAGAUAUUGUCGAUGAUCGGCUACAGUUUUACUGUCUGGGUGCGGCUGAUAUGCUCUACAACCCGUGGGUCUACGAUCUGCCGCCGUGCGAUUUUGUUGAGCGACCCCAGGCGGCGAUGAAUGAUUUCCGAUAUGCACAGGAAAAUCUGGUCAGCAAAUGUAAGAGUGCCUCGUCCACCACGUGUUCACCGGCAUCGUUCUAUUAA